UUUGAACCUUAGAUCAGGUUUUUGUUCUGCUGGCUAUCAUCUGCUGUAUGGACUCAGCUGGGUUCCUGUUUGAGUUGCUCCUCAGAAGAACUUCAUCAUCCAGCCUCACCUUUCUACAGUCUUAAAAUGUUUUACUUUCUCUGGUCUCUUCAUGACUGAUACUGAUUUGAAGACAACGCUGCAGCUGCAGAGAUGCGAUCAACAGACUGUGGGUUGAACUUACUAGAAAUCGCCAGCAGAGGGAGCUGUUUACCCAGAAUCUACUGCGCUCAUUUUGAAGAAGAUCAUGAAAUCAUUUCUCACAUGUGGCUUUGAUGUUCACUGAAACGUGACGUGAAGCAGACGACUGAUCCAUGAGUGAUGGUCAGAUCUGAAGAGGAGGAGCAGCAGCAGAGAUGAAGAGGGGAACACAGAGGAAUGCAGGGCUUUGAGGAGUUCCAGAUUGGGUUUUUGAAUUAGUGUUCAUCUUCUCAGUUUCAGCUGAUCUUCCUCUUCUCAGACAGGAGGAGGAGGAAGAGGUGGAGGACAAGGUUCUGCUGCUGCUCUUCAUUCUCAGAUUCAACACGGCAAUGAAAUGCAGCAGCAGUCGGACAGGAUAUGAGGAAUCUGUUUAGAUGUUCCUUCAGUUCACAGGUGAAACAUCCACUGAAGACACGCUCCAGUUUCUUUCAACAGAACUUCUUUGGAAACCAAUGUAGGUCACUGCUCGUCACCACCCAGACUCAGAUUUGUCUGCUGUUGGUUUGGAGCUACUGAGGGUUUUCCAUAAACAUGAAGACUUGACGUUCAAAGCAGAAACUGGUUUCUACAGCAGAAAUCCUUCUGCCCCAGUUUAACACCCAGAUUCUAGAGCAGAUCUGAUUGCUCUAGAAUGAGCUCUCCCUAAAACAGUUUUUGGACAACACUGCACCCUUUUAAAACAAAGAUGAAGUUUGACAGCCGGCUGUGCACCCUCAAUGUUGGUGGCCGCAGGUUUUCCUUCCCAGCAGAGCUGAUGAAGCGCCUUCCUCUCAGCAGACUCAGUCGGUUGCAUCGAUGUGGAUCAGAGCGUGAACUGCUGGAGCUCUGUGACGACUACGACCGAGACAGAAACGAGUUCUUCUUCGACCGCCACUCAGAGGCCUUCAGCUUUAUCAUGCUGUAUGUCCAACAUGGGACCCUGCGCUUUGUGCCGCAGAUGUGUGAGCUCUCCUUCUACAAUGAGAUGUUGUACUGGGGCCUGGAGAGCUCUGACCUGCAGACCUGCUGUCAGCGCCGCCUUGAUGACCGCCUGUCAGACUGCUUUGUCCAUUUCUUCCCUGAGGAGGAGCAACAAGGGCAGGAGGAGACCCAUAAUCACUGGCUGGAGACUCUAAGGAGGACGUUUGAGGAACCCACAUCCUCGUUGCUCGCUCAGGUCCUUGCAUCGGUGUCCGUCCUGUUUGUCGUGAUCUCCAUCGGAAUGCUGUGUGCCAGCACCUUACCAGACUGGAAGGCUGCAGAGACCCUGGACCAGCACAGGAUAAUAGAAGCAGUUUGUAUCGGUUGGUUCACAGCUGAGUGUGUGGUCCGUUUCCUUGUGUCCCAGGAUAAAUGUGAGUUUGUUCGCCGUCCAUUGAACAUCAUCGACCUGCUGGCCAUCAUGCCCUACUACAUCUCUGUUGCCAUGACGAUGUUGACGGGGGAGAACUCGCAGCUGCAGCGAGCUGGGGUCAUGCUGCGCGUCCUGCGGAUGAUGCGGAUCUUCUGGGUGAUAAAGCUGGCCCGUCACUUCCUGGGCCUUCAGACUCUGGGCCUGACGCUGCGCCGGUGUUACCGUGAGAUGGUGAUGCUUCUCGUCUUUAUUUGUGUUGCCAUGGCAAUCUUCAGUGCACUGGCCCAGCUGCUGGAGCACGGCUUAGAUCUGGAGGGUGGAAACCAGGAUUACGCCAGUAUCCCUGCGGCCUGCUGGUGGGUCAUUAUCUCCAUGACCACGGUGGGGUACGGGGACAUGUAUCCUGUGACGGUGGCGGGCAGGGUUCUUGGCGGGCUGUGCGUGGUAAGCGGCAUUGUGCUACUGGCGCUGCCCAUCACCUUCAUCUACCACAGUUUCGUCCAAUGUUACCAUGAGCUCAAGGUGCGCACAGCCCGCUGCAAUCACAGGCUGUCGGCAGAACUCAACUGACAUGUCCAAUCAGGCUGAUUUCUUUAAGCUGACACCAAGAACUAUUCAGGAAGAACUACAGAAACUUUCAUCUGGUAGAAAAACACAGACGCGAAAACUCAAGUGUGAUGAAAAUCAGAACUUCCAGAAUAGUUUCUCUCAACACCAAACCAAUGGUACUGCAUGUUAAGUCAUGUCAGACUUUACUGCACCACAGCGCCCCCUUCAGGUCUGACUUUGGUCUGAAAUCACAUCGAUUUCAAAUUAGUUAAAUUAGUUAAAGGUUGUCUUCUCAAAGAUGUAAUCAUAAAUUGUGAUAGGUCAGAAAGGUGUACUUAUUUUCUAAAAAUGGACGAAUGUCUCAUGUCCACAUAAUUCCAACAGAAAACAACAAAGCUGUGUUUUAUUCAGACCUCCAGUCUUGUAAAUAUCUUAGUUUAUAUCUUCAUUUCUCUAUGUGAUUUAUAAAUCUAUCUUCAAUGAGACAUACGGUUAAACACAAAAUUAUUCAUACUCCUGGAAGUCUCUGAACCGCGAUCUGCAUACCCUUUUAAGUUUUGCAGCGGCUCCACCACCCCAGCAGGUCCGAGUCUGUCUCCUGAUCGUCAGGCAUCUCCCUGGUGGACAUACUCAUGUGCAACAAUGGUCUUGGUUUGGCUGUGAAUAACUAUUAAUAAGCUAAAAAGGCAAUUAUUAACUAAGUUAGUAAUUUAGAUUAAACUUAGCAAGUCAGGUCACUGCCUGAUUAUCAGGAAUUAACAGCCAAUAAGCUCUCAGUCUCUGUCAGGUAUUGUUCUAUGAACACCUGUCUGGUGAGCUGUGGUGUUACCGGCUAAUAGGUGAAGGAAUGAAUUCACGCAUUUAAGCCCUGCACAUAUACACAGAAUAAACACAAACUACUUCUCUCCAAAUACAGCAAUUUGUUACCAGAACACUUCAAGUUCCAGUUAAAAUACUUUAGUCAACAAAUUUUAACUAGGCCAGCAACAUUCAACUAAACUACUGAGUAAUAAUGAAAAGAAUGAGGAAAACUGAUACAAUAUGGUUAUAAAUAGUAAAAGAAAGAACAAAAGAAUAAAACUGAAGCCAGUGACCAAUAAAAUGAUGCAGUGAAGCCACAGUUCAGUGUGAACAUGUCAGUUUAGGAACCAUGGUUUGUUUUGAUGAAUUGGAAUGAGGCUAAUUGAGCUCUGAAAGCUAACACACAACAACAGCUGCUAGGUGUUCAAACAACCAGUUCACAAUGCAUAGGUGACGAGAAAAUAAAACAUUAUUUUAUUAAAAUCAUGUUUCAGAAGUAAUUUACUGAAUUAGAGAUCAAUAACAUCUGGAACAACUGAUUUUUAAUGUUGUGUUAACUAGCCAUCACAGCGACUGAUGAAUGGCGUGAUGGACUACCAAGAUGGCGGCUUAAAACGUUUAUGGACUAAUAAGAUGGUGACAAACAGCGCAACGUUAUUUAGCGUCCCCUCAUGUAUCUUUAAGCAACAUUAAUUCAAAUAUUAAUGUGCAUAUGAACGCUGGCGGCAUGCUAGAACCCACCGCAGUGUGAACAUGGUGAGCUGUAUAGUAAACACAGCAGAACUAAUGGUGGCUACCAUCUUAGCAUUAGCUUAGCUUUAACAUUAGCAGCUGAGAUGUAACGUAGACGUAAUUUAGCACGUUUAGAAGGACUGCGGACAUAUUUCUGCAGGUUAGUGAGAGGAGAUGAAGGGCAAACACAGAUAGAGCAGAGUAAGCUCACGUUACACGAGCAAAAUGACUCUUUACCAGUCAUCAGCUCUACAAAACACGUUUGUAGCAUCAGGGUCGGGGGGCUGUUAAGCACCACAAACCAAGCAAAACACAAUUAAAUUAAUUAUAUUUAAAUAUUUUAAUUCAAAACAAAUUUUCUUUAAUCAGUGGAGGAAAACUGCUUCGUCUACAUAAUUAAGGACAUUGUCUCCUUUUUGGAGAAUCUGUAGUUCUCUCAGAUUCUUGCUGCAGGAGCUCAGACAAGUUCAGAGAGCUGGUUUUAUGCCCCUUUUCUACUGGCUCGUUUUAGGUGGCCCGGCUCAGCUCCACUGUCUCUCUACUCAGUAUGGUACCAGUUGUGUUUCCACUGACCCACAGAACCAACCUUUUUUCUGGAUGCAUCACUCCAUCUGGUGCAAAUAACAGAAAAAGAAAAUAUAGUUCCCAGAGUAAUAGAACAUACAUCCCACAAUAUGACAUAAAUAUUUAUAUAAUUUGGGGUUCUAAAAAAAAUAAAUCUUGUUUUACAUUAUUAUUGCUAACAGAAGUAAUUUUAUUAUUAAACUGUAUUAUAUAAUGAUAUCUCUCAGGGAUCAUUUACAGCCAGGCUGUAAUUAAUGAGCAAAGAUGGUUUAAUUAGCUUUCUGAUACCUGAAACAUAGAAUAAGUCUGAUGAGCUGCUAAUGCUAGUUAAUCAGACCAACCAGUCAGAUGUUGCUAACUGAUUAGCAGCUAGUAGUAGCAGGAUGAGGAGGCUCCUCCUGCUGGUAGGGAGGACCAAAUGUAUAUUAAACAUCAGCUUUUUUCUGUCUGAUGUGAUGCACUUCAUGGACGAUCCAAAAACUCUCUAGUUUUAUUUUCAAAUUUUGGAUCAGAACCCAGACACCAAACCCAAAUGUAUUUUACCUUGGAAAGGAAAAUAUGUUUAAUUAUUAAAAGACGUUUUGGCUGACAUUAAUAUUAAUUCUACUGAGAAAAAACAUGUUGGUAAACAUUUGUUUGAAACUUAAAUUUGCUAGGGGUAUGAAUAAUUUUGAGCUUUAUUGUGGAUGGACAGAUGGA
This is a messenger RNA of Girardinichthys multiradiatus, 4918 nucleotides long. Its product is annotated as potassium voltage-gated channel subfamily G member 3-like. Gene Ontology annotation, biological process: potassium ion transmembrane transport; protein homooligomerization. The transcript is spliced from 2 exons. Gene Ontology annotation, cellular component: voltage-gated potassium channel complex; membrane. Lineage: Eukaryota; Metazoa; Chordata; Actinopteri; Cyprinodontiformes; Goodeidae. Bases 926 to 2143 code for a protein of 405 amino acids. Gene Ontology annotation, molecular function: delayed rectifier potassium channel activity. The record is from RefSeq and is a predicted model, not a curated record.